Protopolystoma xenopodis is the source of this 466-nucleotide messenger RNA. NCBI's taxonomy places the organism in Eukaryota, Metazoa, Platyhelminthes, Monogenea, Polystomatidea, Polystomatidae. The record is from the annotation of a GenBank genome assembly.
UUGGUUGGCUAACUGGUUGGUUAACUGGAAUGUUGGCUGGCUUCUUGGUUGGCUAGUUGACUGGUUAACUUGUUGGCUGGCUAGUUGGUUGGCUAACUGUUUGGUUAACUGGAAUGUUGGCUGGCUUCUUGGUUGGCUGAUUGUUGGCUGGCUUCUUUGUUGGCUGGUUGACUGGUUAACUUGUUGGCUGGCUAAUUGGUUGGCUAACUGGUUGGUUAACUGGAUUGUUGGCUGGCUUCUUUGUUGGCUGGUUGACAGGUUAACUUGUUGGCUGGCUAAUUGGUUGGAUAACUGGUUGGUUAAACUGAUUGUUGGCUGGCUUCUUGGUUGGCUGGUUGACUGGUUAACUUGUUGGAUGGCUAGUUGGUUGGCUAACUGGUUGUUGGCAGGCUGGUUGACUUGUUGUCUGGCUAGUUGGUUGGCUAACUGGUUGGUUAACUGGAUUGUUGGCUGGCUUCUUGGUUGG